Arthroderma uncinatum is the source of this 2007-nucleotide messenger RNA. RefSeq names its product GDP/GTP exchange factor Sec2p. Gene Ontology annotation, molecular function: guanyl-nucleotide exchange factor activity. Gene Ontology annotation, cellular component: Golgi to plasma membrane transport vesicle; cell tip. The record is from RefSeq and is a predicted model, not a curated record. Bases 1 to 2007 code for a protein of 668 amino acids. Gene Ontology annotation, biological process: exocytosis. NCBI's taxonomy places the organism in Eukaryota, Fungi, Ascomycota, Eurotiomycetes, Onygenales, Arthrodermataceae. The transcript has 4 exons.
AUGGCAGAAUUACUAGCCUACGGGCUGCACCCGGACCGGACGCCCUCCAAACUCGUCUCGCGCGCAAAAUCGUCAAAUGCACUCGCAGACAUGGCUGCCGUCGUCGCCCAGGGUCCUACCCGCCGCUCCCACGAGCGAGACCGAGAUCGAGAUCGGUCAGAGAACUCGCUCUCGACCCUCCGCGACCCGCGGGUGGCCAGCACCUCGGAUCUCUCCCGCACAACCUCGACUUCUUCCACCUCACACCAUCCGGACCUGAGUAACGAGGUUGCCAACCUCAGUGACAAGCUGAUACAGGCCAUCAACCACCAGACCCUGCUGGAUGACAGUCUGGCAGUGGCUCGCCAGGAGCUGGAAGAGGAGAGGAGGAAGAGGAGCACGGUAGAGAAGGAGAAGAAGGGAAUCGAGACGGAGCUGGAGACAUUGACUGCUGCCUUGUUCGAGGAAGCUAAUAAGAUGGUUGCUGCAGCAAAGAAGGAGCGGGAAGCAGUUGAGCGUAAGAAUGAACAGCUUAGAGCUCAGAUAAAGGACACAGAAAUGCUGCUUGCAUCACACCAGGAACAGCUCGCCGAAUUGAAAUCCGUCAUCGAGCAGAUGAACGACCGACAUGACGAUCCCGACACAGCUACCACCUCGACAUCAGCGAAUUCUCCCUCCGACCUGUUCGCUGAACCAUCACACAUCAACCGUCUCUUCGAAGCCAUGAACCUCUGCCCAGUCACCCCGGGAUCAGACGACAUCCCACCUGCUCCCUCUACAAGCUUCACACACCUCCUCAAACCGGUCUGUCGCACAGACAUCCUUGCCUACGAAGACUUUCACACCCUCCUGCAGCUGUCCCGUUCAAAACCACCAAGUCGUGUGGGGAGUGGCUCCUACAGUGGUUUAAAUGUCAUGAACUUGGCCAACCUAGCCUCUGCCCGACCAAAAUCGACAACACACACUCCAACCAACUCCCAAGACACCAAUAACAACAAUAACAGUCCGGCAGGCACGCAUUCUUCCUCUUCUCCAUCCCCACCACAUGGCAUAUCUUCUUCGCCCCGGGAAAACAUCACAUCCUCCAUGCAACUCAAGGAGACUCGCUUCUACAAACGCAUACUCACAGAAGACAUCGAGCCCACUCUACGGCUGGACAUGGCCCCAGGAAUAUCAUGGCUUACACGCCGUUCUGUGAUGAGCAGCAUAGUCGACGGCGAACUCAUCAUCGAACCUAUCCCGACAAACAAUGGCAACUCACACUCCGACCUCCCGUCCCCACCGUCAACUCCGUCAAGCAUGUCCAGCACCUCCAUCCCUUGCACUCUAUGCGGCGACCGUCGUCUAUCCGAUAAUCCGCGAACACACCGUUUCCGUACCUCGAGCUCAGACAAUGCUCCACGCCAUGCUCUGUGUGCACUCUGUCUAGAGAAGAUGCGCUCUUGCUGCGAUUUCGUGGGUUAUCUUAGGCUCGUGGUUGAUGGACAUGUGAGGACCGGAGGAGGGGAAGGAGAAGGCCGAGAGAGAGAGAAAGAGGCAUGGGAGGAGACUGUUAGGUUGAGAGAAAGGAUCUUUUGGGCCCGUGUCGGUGGUGGUGUUGUUCCCGCUUUUGUCGUGGGGAAGAAGGACGAGAAUAUAGAGAAGGCUGAGCAGAAUGGACGCUCCCACCGCUCCCGCUACACUAUCAACAGCAGCAGCAGUAACCAAGCCCAAGUUACGGACCCUAUCUUCCUCUCCUUCUCGUUAUCGUUCUCGCUCCCCGUCACCAGCUUCCACCGCGAAAGCUACAAUCUCCAAAACCGCCAGAAAAGCAUCUCCUUCGCCCGCUUCCUCUCCAUCCCCACGACUCCUCCGUCGCCUCGCUCCCGUCCCACAAACUACGUCCACGCUCACCAAAACCACAUCCCCAGACAGCAACCGUGGCAAAACGCCUUUGCCCAUAACGCUCCGUGCGACCCCAAAUACGACUCCCAAGCCAGCCCCAUCCACAGCAGGGCCCGGAGCGAGCGAGAGCAAGCUAAAAGUUAA